AUGACCUCCGGUGGGGAAGGCAGCAAGGCUCACGAGGGGCCACCGAGUUGGGAUGGAGACGCUGGCAGCUUCCAAGAGUAUGAGGAGAGCAGCCUACUCUGGGAGCAGUCGGUAGCAUACGAGAAGAGAUAUCUUUGCGGGCCAAAACUGGCCGCGGCACUCAAAGGUGCUGCCAAGAAGCAUGUGGCUGGAAAACCACCCAGCUGGCUUUCGAACAACCAAGGUGUGCACACCUUGAUGCAGCACCUGAGGGCCGCACUCGGCCGGCCCCAGAUCUCCGACCUGACCGACUACCUGAGCAAGUACUUCAAGGGAUCAAGAAGACGCAACAAUCAACAGCUACAUCGCCCGAAAGAGCGAGAUCUACUUGAGGGCUUGCCAGGCGUUGCAGCGCGUCAGUCCACUCCAACCCGGCGCAGUAGCUACGACUACACGCCUGCCGAGGAGGCGACCGAGGACCAGGACGAGGCACCAGCAACAGAGGCGACGACCGCCUCCACCGAGGACCGAUCAUGGAGCUAUUGGCAGCGCGGCCAGUGGAACUACGGACACCAGGAGUGGGGCUACUCUUGGUGGGGUAGUCCGUGGUACAACCACUGGACUUGGAACAAGGAGCCCGUGGAGGAGGCCCCAGCGAUGCCCGAGCUCCUCCCGAACUACGUCCAGGGGUGGUACCUACUCCAUGAUUCGGGUGUGACAGCCCAGGAGAAGAACAGUGUUCAAACGGCUCUCCAAGGCGAUUUUCGCUAUGACCGGGUGGCCCAAGAACUUCGGAACCAAUGUGUGGUUCUCGACGGCCAGCGCCGAGAAUACCAUCCGAAGAACUCGGGCUACAUGGGCGAGCUCUACGACGAGGAGCCGGACGAGGACGAGACGCAGACCAUGGAGACCGACCCGAUCCUGGAGGCCGAGCACCAGGAAGAAUGGCAUGAAGCGGAAGAAGAUGCUCAAUCCGCCCUGGCCGCGAUCAACCAGGGCAGUACUUUCGCACCAAUUCUGGAGCAGGGCAACGAGAUGGAGGAAAAGGACAACUCCAACUACAUGCAAGCAAUGAUGAGCGGCAUCUCCACGGCCGACGCGGUCUCACAAGGAAAGGCCGUGAUCGACGGCGGAGCCACGAAAACUCUGGCUUCAAUCAACGCAAUGGAGCGGAUCAUGCAGCUGAACAACCUCAAGAGUGGUCAUUCAGGACUGAUCUCAGUGGACACCACUGAGAGGCCAGUUUUUGGGUUUGGUAAUGGGUCCGAGGAUAGGUGCAGUUCAACUGUACAGCUUCGGAUCUGUGCAGACAAGAAGCCUGGAGAAGUCAAGGUCCACUGCCUCGACCGAGGCACGGGGCCAAUGUUGCUGUCAAUAGACACGUUGCGCAAGUUGAAAGCUGUUAUAGAUUUUGAGUCGGGUUUGGUGUGCUUCAGGGCUUUGGACAACACGAAACUUGUGCAAGUGGAACGCUCUCAGACGGGGCACCAACUGAUACCCAUGACAGAGGACUGGCUCGCUAAAGGCGUGGCCACGACCUGCGAAGCGGUAGCUAUCCUCGCCCUCAACAUCGCCAAGCGCAGCAUGCCGAAGGCCACCAAGGAGGACCUACGCAUGGAGCUGAUGAACCACGGCGAGGUGCCGCCACAAAGCUGGACAAUGGUGGAGUUGAACCAACGACUCCGAGAACUCCGAGAGCAAGGACUGUUGGAGAACGAGGAGGCGAGCCCCAACUCCACCAUGGAAAAGAUGCUCAAGGACUUACGCCGAGCCAGCAAGCUCAAGGCGAACCUGACCAAGUACUGCACCGAGGUGCUCAAGCUCGAGCUGACGGGGAACGAGGUGAUGGCGAAGAUGAUCGACAAGGCGACCAAGGAGAUCCGCCGGGUGUGCCCAGCCGAGGCCAACGACCUGGCCGGCUUCGGCAAACAUGCCAACGAGCGCUACGUUGCCAUUGCCACGCAGUACCAGGACUAUGCGACUUGGGUGAAAACUACGUUCCAGGAGAGCGGCGAGGACCAUGUGGAUCCCAGAUUGGCACGGCUUGCCAAGUGGCUGCUGGAGAUGGACCGGAAGCCCACUCCAAAGCCCCCGCCAGUCACGCGCAAGGAGCAGGGCUACAUGAAGAUGCAGAUCCCGAGCACCUCAAGCCAUGUGUCGGGUCGCGCAGGGUCGAGCCGAGCCAGCACCGACCCCACCAGUGCGCAGGCGGUGAAGAUGAUGCAGGAAAUGGCCGAAGCAAUGGAGUCGAUGCGCCAGGAGCUUGCCGAAGUGAAGGGCCAACGACCACGCAAGACCGCGGGGAAGACCGAAGAGGGCCAGCUCACCGACGGGCAGCUCUCCCCAGGCCAAGCGCGAGCCUUGGAGAGGCAAGCCUGGUCUGUAGUUCCCGACCUUUUUCAGUCCCUUGUAGGCUUCCAGAGACCGUGCCUCAUGGAGUGUGCGUGUGAGGCCGACAACCUACUUGCCAGCACUGUUCAGUCUGUGGCAAAAAGAGAGGACGCAGUGACUCAGUGCUACUUGAACAAUGGAUGUGAUCUGUCUACCGAUGAGGGUGUGCGACUUGUGUUGAGCCGCAUUGAAGUUGAGCAGCCGCAACACAUCUGGUUGCGACCUCCCAGUGGACCCUUCUCUCCCAUGCAGGGACCGAAUCAGGCCAACAAGGAACAGGCGGAAAAUUUGAAGGAGAAGCGUAGGCAUGCCAUGAGGGUCUUUGUAGGUUGCGCAUGCGUGAUACACUGUGCUGUGCAGAAGGGCAUCCAUGUGACCUUUGAAUUGGCAGACCGCUCAGAUGCUUGGAGGUACCUUGUUCUAGGUGUUUAUGCCUACGGUAACCACUACGGAGUGACCAAAGACAACAUUCAGUGUAGCAGCAUCAUCGUGAACGACAAUUGUCAAACGCAAGUGCAUAGGGAUGUCAACAACCUCCCACAUACCCUGAACCAUCUGAUUGGAGUGACUCCAUACCAACAUGGAGAAAUGUGGCUGGAAGGCCCCAGCACAAAUCCCAACCAUCCUUCCUUAAACCUCCAGCUACCCACAGGCGAGUACAAGUCAGGACACCUACGACGGACCCGACACCAGGUUGUGUCCUUUGAUGCUCGGAAGUGGCAUGCCACGCAACCGUGGCACGGCCACAGAGUGACCGUCGGAGGCUACACCAGCAGAGGGGUUCUUCACUUGAGUGUUGAGGACGUUCAGUGGUUGAAGGCUUGUGGGUUCCAGUGGCAAGAGGGAAGACAAGGUGCUGAGGCUAGGGCUGUGUUUCGGAGGGAGGCUAAGAAGGGAAGUAAGGUUGAAGACGAAAUCAAACGUAAGUUGUAUCUCCUUCAUGCAGCGACGGGACAUGGGAGCACGAGGAACCUAGUUGAGGCCCUCAAACGUCGUCACGUGGACCCCUUAGUUCUUAGGUUAGCCGAAGAAUUUCAGUGCCCCAUCUGUCACGAACGAAAGAAAGCACAGCCGAGACAGCUGGCGUCCUUAGAACCAUUGCCUCCCAAAUUUCACACUAUCACGGCCGAUAUUGGCCAUUGGAAUUGUCCCCAUUGUGGGGAAACCCAGAAUUUCAUGAUGGUGGUUGAUGAAGGGUCACGAUUUCGAGUGGCAAAAAUUUUUACCAAGGGCAACAAGCAAACUCCCAACGCCGCCACAUGCCUCAACUUUCUGUCUGAAGGCUGGAUCCAGAUUUUCGGGAAACCACGAGCUUUGAGGCUCGAUCCGGCAGGCAGUUUCCGUUCGGCAAGUGUAGAGGACUUCUGUGGUCGCAAUGAGAUAUAUCUGGAUAUCAUACCGGGGGAAGCACAUUGGCAGAUUGGAACUGUGGAGAACGCGAUUCAAGGGUUGAAAACAGUUAUGACAAAACUCAGUGCGGAAGACCCAAGCUUGUCUGCUGAGCAAGUCAUGAGCUUGGCCAUUAACACGUUCAAUCAGCGCGAGCUGGUGAGAGGAUUCUCACCGGUCCAGCAUGUUCUGGGUAGCGCCCCAGACGAGACGGGACGGCACCUACACUCAGAAAGACCGCAGCCUCCAGAUGUGAUUCUGAAUCAACCUCUGCAAGAUUUUCGGAAGGAGGCCGAGCUACGAGCUUCAGCGGAAAAGGCGCUAGUGGAGUGGCAAGCACAACAGAGAGUGAGUCGUGCAGUGAAUUCUAGAACGAGACCGAGCCACCUGUACCAUCCGGGGGAUCUCGUCUACUUUUGGCGCACCCAGGAGUCUGGGCGCGGAAAGCGCAGUCCCAACACAACGCAAGGCCGGUUUUUAGGACCGGCGCGCAUAUUGGCCAUGGAAACCAGACGGUCUACUGACGAUGAGCCGCGCCCGGCUCACUCUGUGUGGGUAGUACGGGGGCGACAUCUCAUGAAAUGUAGCCCCGAGCAGCUGAGACCUGCCAGCCAAAGGGAGGAAUUGGUAGAGUCCUUGGCCACCAGGGACCAGACACCCUGGACUUACACGAGACUUGCUGAGGAGAUAGGUGGUAGCCAGUAUGAAGAUAUCAGCACAGAAGUGCCAUCCGAGCAGGAGUGGCAGCGAGCUCAAGAUGUCCAAGAAGAGGUGUCACCGCCCAGGACCAGGAUCCGCGGCAAGCGGGCCGCGCCACUCCCUGACGAAGACCUGGACCUCGAGGAUCCCGAGGCAAGAGAACCCAGUCAACCGAGCGACAUUCGACGAGUCGGACAACCACCAGGCCCUCGCCACGAUGGACUCUCUGGAGAGAAGUGGCAGGCUUCCGUGGCCGAGAGUGCUUGGGCAGCAGAGGAAACUUGCUAUUGGGCCCAAGAAGAGGCGGCAGUGGCUAUCGAGAUUGAGGUUCCCCAGAGCAAUCGUGGAUGGGAGAAGUUUCUGAAUAAUCCUCAAGCCUACUUCGUGGGGGCACUGCGAAGACGAGCGGUUGAGGUAAGCGAAAAGCGAUUGACUGCUGAGGACCGCGUGAAGUUCCAGGAGGCGAAAGCCAAAGAGGUGCGCAACUUUAUUGCAGCACAGGCCUUCGAAGCACUCCCAGAUCACUUGAAGCCAUCAAAGGAUCAGGCGAUUGGUAUGAGGUGGUUGCUUACUUGGAAGACACAGGAUGAUGGGAGUGUACGUCCGAAGGCCUGGGCCAUACUGCUUGGCUACCAGGACCCGAACUACGAAUUUAGAUCCACUACUUCACCAGUCAUGUCGAGGCAGACCCGACAGCUGUUCCUACAGGCAGCCGCCAACCGUCAUUGGCGAAUCCAAAAAGGAGACAUCACUGGAGCAUUUCUUCAAGGAAGGGAGUAUCCUAGUGAGCUGUUCUGUAUUCCAUGUGAUGAAAUCCUGGAAAGCAUGAACCUACCGGCAGGCACGGUUACGCGCUUAAAAAGGGCAUGCUACGGUCUUGUGGACGCUCCUUUGGAAUGGUAUCGGACGAUAGCUGAGUUUCUGGAGUCCAUUGGCCUUACGAGGUUGUGGAGUGAUGCCUGUGCCUGGGUGUGGAGACCGCAGGGUCAAUUAAGAGGGAUGGUGACGGGUCAUGUGGAUGAUUUCCUGUUUGGGGGCUCUGAAGAAGAUCAAGGCUGGCAGGAGAUUAUUCGUCUGAUUAAAGAGAAGUUUAGGUGGGGAGAUUGGGACCAGGACAAAUUCGUUCAAUGUGGUGUGCAAAUAGAAACUACCAGUGACGGCUUUACCCUCUCCCAACCUCAUCACCUCUCCAAUCUCGAGGAGAUACACAUCAAUGCCACACGCCGUAAGGACCGAAAGGCCGAGACGACAGAGUGGGAGAAAACCCAGCUCAGGGCUUUGCUUGGAGGACUCAGCUGGUUUGCCCAGCAAACAGGACCGCAUCUUGCAGCCGAGGUAAGCAUGAUGUUGUCUGCUGUGUGUGAUUCACGAGUUGAGACGGUCAUUGAGGCGAAUCUUCUUCUCCAGCAUGCUAAAGAACGAAAGAAUCACGUCUUGCAGAUUUUCAGGCAUAAGGAUGAGGACAUGCAGUUUUAUGCCUGGGUUGAUGCCGCAAACAAGAACAGGGUCAACCUGCAAGCACCAUCCGAGACCGUGAAGCAGGUGGACGGCUGUUUAAUCACGGACUCCCGGAACGUCUACGACAAGUUGAGUACCGAGGUGUUAACGGUGCAGGGCGCAAAGAAGAAGGCAAAUCUGGAACUGCUCAGCGUCAAGGAGUCCCAGAUGUCCACUAAUCUGAAAGUGAGAUGGGUGCAUUCUGAAGCUCAGUUAGCCAACGCUCUCACCAAAAAGGGCGGGAAGGAACUCGAGCUCUACUACAAGAUGCGCUUCAUGUGGCGGAUAGUUGGGGACCCAGCUAUGCGCUCGGCCAGACGACGACGUCAAGAGGGACUUCAGCCUUUUGACCAGACUCAAGUGAUGGUCUGCGAAGCUUUGGAUCACAGGCAGGGGUUGCCAGUGUAG
Messenger RNA from Symbiodinium sp. CCMP2592, 6363 nucleotides. NCBI's taxonomy places the organism in Eukaryota, Dinophyceae, Suessiales, Symbiodiniaceae. The record is from the annotation of a GenBank genome assembly.